AUGGAGUUUGCCAUCGUGGGUGCGGACGGCGGGUGCAACAGCCACCUGCCUUUCGGGUAUGCCCAAGCUCGCGCACGGGAGAGGGAGCACCAGGCCGCCCAGUCGCGAGCGGCGGCCGAAGGUGAGCCCGGUGCGGAAGGAGGCGGCGGAGGCGGUGUAGCGGCUUCCACCUGCACCUCCUCGAGCGCUCAUCUCCUUAACAACCGCCAGCAUCAGUCUCGCGCCGCCGCCUCCUCCUCCGCGAACGCCAACAUCAGCAGCAGCAGCGGCACCGCCUCCUCCUCCUCCUCCUCCUCCUCCUCCUCCUCGCAGCACCAGCAGGAGCCCGAGCAGCAGCAGCACAGAGUUCUCAGAGAGCGGAAAAAGCAGCGCGGCGUCGGACGCUGGAGACGCAGCCGCACGACUCUCGGUGGGGACCUGCGCCACUCGGAGCUGGCGCUGCUCGGAUCCGAGGAGGACAUGAUGAUAGAGGAGGAGGCCGAGGGAGCCGAGGAAGAGGAGGAGGGGGAGGAGGAGGAGGAGGACCGGGGAAGCAAGAGGUCGAGUUUUCUGUGUAACAUGGAUGAUGAGGAGGAGACCGUCUCGCUCACGGACAGGCGCCCGCACUCCGGAUACGAGAACGCGUACAGCGAGUGCGGCUGCUGCGAGAGGGUCGUCAUCAACGUGUCGGGUCUGAAGUUUGAAACUCAGUUCAAGACUCUCGCGCAGUUCCCGGACACCCUCCUGGGGGACCCGGACCGGCGGAUCAGGUACUUCGACCCGCUGAGGAACGAAUACUUCUUCGACCGGAACCGGCCGAGCUUCGACGCCAUACUCUACUACUACCAGUCGGGCGGGCGGUUGAAAAGACCGGCCAACGUGCCGUUCGACAUCUUCUCCGAGGAGGUGAAGUUCUACGAGCUCGGGGACGAGGCGAUCCUCAAGUUCCGGGAGGACGAGGGCUUCGUGAAGGAGGAGGAGAAGCCUCUGCCGGAGGACGAGUUCAAGCGCCAGAUCUGGCUGCUCUUCGAGUACCCGGAGAGCUCGAGCCCCGCCAGGGGGAUCGCGGUGGUGUCCGUGCUGGUCAUCGUGAUCUCCAUCGUCAUCUUCUGCAUGGAGACGCUGCCGGAGUUCAGGGACGAGAAGGAGUACCUGCAGCCGCGGGUCAACUCCACGGAGCCGGACCACGGGUUCACCCCGUUCAACGACCCGUUCUUCAUCGUGGAGACGGUCUGCAUCAUCUGGUUCUCCUUCGAGUUCGUGGUCCGCUUCUUCGCGUGUCCCAGCAAGACGGUUUUCUUUAAAAACAUUAUGAACUCAAUAGACGUUGUAUCCAUUUUGCCUUAUUUCAUAACCCUGGGCACGGACCUGGCGGAGCACCAAGACAACGGGCAGCAGGCGAUGAGCUUCGCCAUCCUGAGAAUCAUCCGCCUGGUGCGCGUGUUCCGCAUCUUCAAGCUGUCGCGACACUCCAAGGGGCUGCAGAUCCUGGGUCACACCUUGCGCGCCAGCAUGCGGGAGCUGGCCCUCCUCAUCUUCUUCCUCGUCAUCGGCGUCAUCCUGUUCUCCAGCGCGGUGUACUUCGCCGAGGCGGACGAGCCCAGCUCGCAGUUCACGAGCAUCCCGGACGCCUUCUGGUGGGCCGUGGUGACCAUGACCACGGUGGGCUACGGGGACAUGAAGCCCAUCACCGUCGGAGGGAAGAUCGUGGGCUCCCUGUGCGCCAUCGCCGGCGUGUUGACCAUCGCGCUCCCGGUGCCGGUCAUCGUGUCCAACUUCAACUACUUCUACCACCGGGAGACCGACAACGACGACCAGGCGGCGGCGCCGGCGCCGGUGGAGAGCAUGCCGCCGGGGUGCCCGUAUUUCCCCGACUUUUUACGGAAGUUUAGAGGCUCGCCCUCGGGCUCCUCCAUGGGCGACAAGGCGGAGUACAUGGAGAUGGAGGAGGGGGUGACGGAGUCGCUGUGCGGGCUGGACAAGAGCCCCAGUAAAGGAAACGGCACAGACAUAGGCAGGAAAAACAGCACGAACUCCAAAUCCAUUCAGACUGACGUGUGA
This is a messenger RNA of Cyclopterus lumpus (lumpfish), 2040 nucleotides long. It is a transcript of the gene kcna4, whose product is annotated as potassium voltage-gated channel, shaker-related subfamily, member 4. Gene Ontology annotation, molecular function: protein binding; delayed rectifier potassium channel activity; potassium ion binding. The record is from RefSeq and is a predicted model, not a curated record. The transcript has 2 exons. NCBI's taxonomy places the organism in Eukaryota, Metazoa, Chordata, Actinopteri, Perciformes, Cyclopteridae. Bases 1 to 2040 code for a protein of 679 amino acids. Gene Ontology annotation, biological process: protein homooligomerization; potassium ion transmembrane transport. Gene Ontology annotation, cellular component: voltage-gated potassium channel complex; membrane.